UUCCACAGCUGCAGCUGACUAUAUUUGAACUUCCCCACGAAUUGCCCCCUAUGGUUCUUUCUUCGAUGUUCUAUAUCUCGGCUCGGAAUGUCGUAUUUACUUCAUCCUCGCCUCACCUUGUUUACAAAUCACACUAUUCGAAAUUUCCUAAAUCUCUUAUUAAUUUUAGAAACCUAAUUUAUUUUAAACAAUGAACUCUCAACAAAAAGAACGGGUGGUUAUUGAUGAUGUAGAUCAAGUUCUUUCACUUUUGGACGGUAAAAUUAAAAAAGAAGGGACUUCUUGUACUCAUGGACCGAGACAGAAAUGUGUUGGUUGUCUUCCUCUUGAUCCAUAUGAUGAAAAAUAUUUGGCAGAUAAAGGCAUUAAACACAUGUCCUUUCAUUCCUAUGUUCACAAACUGUCUGAUUUGCAUGGAAAGGGAACACGUUCAAAAAAUAUGCUUGAAACUUUGAAUUACAAAAUUAAUUUGGAUUGUCAUCGGCACAGGCCUUUCCCUGAAGGAAUUUGUACAGAAUGCAGACCACCUACUGUUACGCUUAGUCGACAGCCAUUUCGUCAUGUUGACAAUAUUGAAUUUGAAAAUGACUCUAUUGUUAACGAAUUUUUAAAUUUUUGGCGUAAUUCAAGUUGUCAACGUAUUGGAUUUUUAAUUGGAAAAUAUGAACAAUUUAGUGAAGUUCCAUUGGGGAUUAAAGCUGUUGUUUGCGCAAUUUAUGAACCUCUACAAAAUUCAAAUGAAAAUUCUGUUGGAUUUGAAAUUAAUGAAAAUGGGGAAGAAGAAAAUGGGGAGGAGAAGAAGAAUUUGAAUGUUAAAGUUGAUCAACUUUGUUUUUGGUUGGGAAUGAAACGUGUUGGUUGGAUUUUUACUGAUCUUUGUAGUGAAUCGAGGACAUUGGGGACUGUUAAAUGUAUUAGAAAUGAGGAUUCAUUUUUACUUUCUGCUUCUGAAUGUAUAACUGCUGGCAAUUUACAAUCACAUUUUAAAAAUGCUACAAAUUAUUGUGAUACUGGUUAUUUUGGUUCUAAAUUUGUUACUGUUGUUGCGUCAGGAAAUACUUCAAAAGGCAUCGAUUUGCAUGGAUAUCAAGUCUCCAAUCAAUGCACAGCGAUGGUUGAAGCUAAUAUUUUAUGUCCAACAAAAACACAUCCUGAAUUGGCUUGGGCUAGAGAGACGCCAAUAAACGAAAAGCAUUAUAUUACUUCUGUUCAAUAUACGGAGAAAAAUGAAAGAGGCGAAGAAGUUUUUCGUGAUGGAAGGCCUAUGCCUGUUGAAUAUUUACUUGUUGAUGUGCCGUGUGGAGUUCGAAAAGUGCUUAAUUAUACAUUCCCUCGUGGAAAAGAAGGAAAAGAAUUUCCUGUUGAAAAUCGUUCAGAAAUUGGACAGACACAGGAAUUAAAUGAUAUCUCCAAAUAUUUUAAUUCGUUUAAAUUUCCUGAUCAAUUUCUUGAAAUGGCUUCAAAUUUUCAUUUUCUCCUAUUCUUAUAUACAAACAAUUUUGUUCCAUUUUCAAAAGAAGAAAUUAAAAAUUUGGCUCAAAUUGUUGUUAAAAAAGAUGAAAAUGAAGCUAAAAAAUGGUUACAAGAAAGUACAAAUUUUGCAACAUUAAUUAUGUUAAUUGGAGAAAUUGGAAAGCAAAUACCUCGAACAAAAAUUAAAACAACAACAACUACAAGUCAAACAAAUAAUAAUGUUGUUGCUGGUGGUGUUGGGGCUGCUGGGGGAAGUAGUAGUGGAAAUAAUAAUGAAGCUAGUGGACAACAACAACAACCUGAAUGGACUUGCAAGCAUUGUUAGUUUGGGGUUUUGGGGAUAUUUUUGGGGAUAUUUGGGAGGAUUUUGGGGAUAAUAUCUUCAGGGAUUUUUUGGAGUUAUAAUUAUAAAUUUUGGGAUUAAUAAAAUGUUAAUGAAUUAAUUUCCAUCUCCCGCCCGCUCCCAUCGCCAUCAAUCUGAGCACUGACACUGUCCCUUUCCCCAAUUAAUCCUCUGGCUUUUACUAGGCGCUGUUGGGUCCUGCCCUGUUCAUGUACAUUCCCCAAUAUCAGGGUCCUAAAAGUAUUUGU
Molecule: messenger RNA, 2064 nt
Organism: Meloidogyne enterolobii
Lineage: Eukaryota; Metazoa; Nematoda; Chromadorea; Rhabditida; Meloidogynidae
Source: the annotation of a GenBank genome assembly